Messenger RNA from Heterobilharzia americana, 528 nucleotides. NCBI's taxonomy places the organism in Eukaryota, Metazoa, Platyhelminthes, Trematoda, Strigeidida, Schistosomatidae. The record is from the annotation of a GenBank genome assembly.
AUGAGGAAAGAGUAUACUAUCAUUUUAUCCCUAGUUUUGUUGUUUGCCGUGUUCAAUGUUGUUGGACAAGCAGUUGAAACAGCUGAAAAUACAUCAACAGCAAAUGGACUGAAACAGACUGAUAAUACAGUCAACACAAGUAAACGUGAAGAUGGUUUGUUUGUCAUCUUAUUCAUUGAAUUUUGGUUAAUAUACCAAUUAAUUUUGUUUUUGAAGAGCGAAAUCAGUAUGGAAAUCGAUCUGGGAUUGGACAAAAGGAUUAAUCACCGUGAUAUGCACCUUGAAUACCUUUCUGGGUUAUUAUUUAAAGCAAUACUAACAAAGAUGAGAAAGGAGUUCACUUUCAUUUUAUCACUGAUUUUGUUGUUUGGCGUUUUCAAUGUUAUUGGAGGAGGUAGUGCAGGAGAAAAUAACAGUUCCACUGGAUCAAGCUCAACCUCGAACUCGGCCUGGACAUGGACGAAAAUAAUACUCACCGCGAUAUGCACCUUGAAUAACAUUCUGAGUUACUUUAUAGGCAGUAAAUGA